AUGACGACGGAGAUGUUGGGAGAUGAUCUUCCAAGGGAUUUGGUAGAGGAUGAGAUACUGACCCGUGUCCCGGCUACGUAUCUGAAAGGAUUGGGAUCUACUUGUAAACGAUGGAACCUUAUGUUUGACGGUAGCCGGAGAUUCGCUAGAAAGCACAGUGACGAAGCGGCAAAGCAGUUUAUGGUUCUCUUCCUGAGGAGGACCUUGAGGAUUUGUUCGGUAGUCGUCGAGGAGAAAUCUGUGCCUGUGCCUCUUCCCUAUCAGCAGCGUAGUUAUAUUGAUGUUACGGGUCUUUCCGUUGUUAAAGACGAGAAACUUGCGGUCUUGUUACAGCAGAAACAUGAUUCCGAGACUGAGAUAUGGGUGACAAAUAAGAUGGAGACCACCCAAGAAGUGGUGUCGUGGAGCAAGGUCUUCGCAUUUCAUAUGAGCCCUGGUUUUCAACUUUUUGACCAUACAAAGUUCUUGCUCGACGAGGAGAAGAAAGUCGUCAUGCUUGCUCUGUGUCAUCUUGACUUUGACGACGAGGACAAUAUCAGAGACAUGAUAUACAUUGUUGGGGAGGACAAUGAAGCCACACAAGUUGAUUUUGGACCAGCGAAAGAGGAUAAAUAUCAGCCAGAUAUUCUUUACUAUUUUCCGAGUUUGGUUCAAAUCGAGCGAGCUGGAGGCAAAAGGAAAAGAGCUGAGAUGUAA
Molecule: messenger RNA, 696 nt
Organism: Microthlaspi erraticum
Lineage: Eukaryota; Viridiplantae; Streptophyta; Magnoliopsida; Brassicales; Brassicaceae
Source: the annotation of a GenBank genome assembly